UAUUCGUGCAGUGUUCGUCGGUUUAGAACGUUUCAGCUCGGAUACUAGUGGUGUAUUAUAUACUGUAACGGUCCGGUGAGACCCUGCACGAUGGCCAUUGCUGCGGCAAACCUGCAGCUUUUGAAAAUUAUUGGAUCUGCAUGGAACGUAGUGUGUCGGGCUUUGACGUCCGUAGUCACGGCGUUGAUGGACAUGACGGUCGUAGUGGCCGCUACGGUCAUCGCGUGGAACAGGACUGUCGGCGUGGACGAUCCCGCCGUACCGCUAAGCGUUAACUACCAUUUUACGCGCCAGUGCAACUAUAGCUGCGGCUUUUGCUUCCACACGGCCAAGACGUCGUUUGUGCUGCCACUGGACGAGGCGAAGCGUGGGCUGACCAUGCUGGCGGAAGCCGGCAUGAAAAAACUAAACUUUUCGGGCGGCGAGCCGUUCGUCCGGGACGGCGGCCGCUUCAUGGGCAAACUCAUCAAAUACUGUAAGACGGAACUGAGUUGGGCGGGCAUCAGCAUUUCAAUUGUUAGUAACGGCAGCUUGAUCCAGGAAAAGUGGAUGAGGCAGUACGGCGAGCACGUGGACAUGCUGGCCGUGUCAUGCGACUCGUUCAACGCUGACACAAACCGAACGAUCGGCCGGCAACAGGGCGCAAGAACCGAUCACGUUGCAAAAUUAUACCAGGUACGUGAGUGGUGCGGACAGCACAAGAUCGCGUUCAAGAUCAAUACGGUGGUCAACACGUAUAAUGUGAACGAACUGUUCACCGAGCACAUCGACCGGUUACGGCCGGUCCGGUGGAAGGUGUUCCAGUGCCUGUUGCUGGAGGGCGAGAACGCGGGCGAGGGAGCGUUGCGUAACGCCGCCCGGUUCUACGUAACCGACGAAGAGUUCGACGGGUUCCUGCGCCGGCACGCUGAAGUUCAGAUGCUGGUGCCCGAAAACAACGACGCGAUGCGCGACAGUUACCUGAUCCUAGACGAGUAUAUGCGGUUCCUCAACUGUCGCAACGGCAAGAAGGAACCCUCCGCGUCCCUGCUGGACGUCGGCGUCCAGCACGCGCUCCGUGGUUCCGGUUUCGACGAACAGGCGUUCCUAGAGCGGGGCGGCGUGUACAUGUGGAGUAAGCAGCAGCUGUCCGAAGCUGAGCUCGAGUGGUGACGGACCAAACAUUUUUUUCUUUCAUCACUGCUACAUCUCUAUAUCUUGCCUAUAUAUUAUAUUAUACUUAUUGCAAUUAUUAAGGUACGCACAGCUUAGUUUUAUAUAUUUUUUGGUGUGGUGAUAUUUUUCAAGUUACGAUCAGCCGGUUUCUAAAUUAUAUGAAACAUAUUCAUUUGGACGAUUUUUUUAAAAUAAAUAUGCUUAAUCCAUGCCGAUUUUCAUAAAUCAGUAAUAACUAUUAACGGAAUAAGAUAUUGAUAAAGGAAUAAAAUUAAAAUAUACAGACCGGGUCCCGUGAGAAUAUACCCAAUGGCCGUAGAGGGGACUCGCUCGAAAAAAAAUCUUUAACUGUUUCAAAAAUAAAAAUUACAUUUUUUUUUACUUUUUUACCAAAAUAUUUAAUUUAAUUAAAAAAUAAAAUAUAUUAUGUAGUCUUUGUCUUUGCGAGAGUCUAAUAAAAAAAACAGAUUUAUGAUAAAUUUAUUAGCUUAUGAGAUAUCUUAAUUCUUAAUGGGUAAAUCUAAACUAUUACCUUUUUCAUAUCCAGAAAGGAUUCAAAGUUUUAAAUUAUUUUCUUAUACACAGACUUAUAUGGUAAUAUGAACACAUUUAAUAUCUUGAAGUUUUCCUUAGUUGAACCUAUUAAAGUAUUUUUACUUAAACAUAUCCUCAAAAUUUUCUUUUGUAAAAGUUGUGGUGGUCCAGACACAUUUUGAUUAAGUCCCCCCCCCCCUAAACCAAUAAACCAUAUUGGAAUAUUGCCUGAAAUAGUGAUAAAUAAAUUAUACGUAUAAUAGUUUGCAUUUGUAGCGACAGUAUAUAUAAUGAUAAAUGUAGCUAUAAAUAAAAAAAUUAAAAAUAAAUUGCAUUUCAAAGAAAAUCGACCGAAUCAUAACAUUUAAAAAUUACACAAAUUACACCUUCCACAGUCUAUUACCUAGCUUUGAAUUAAAAAGAAAUAUUGAUAGCUGUGCGUUUACUUAAAUAACACACCCACACAUUUGAUUUGAUUUGGUGGACUGGUCAGCUCCCAUUUCGCUGCGGUACCGUUUCGCCGAAUUUAUUUUUUCGCAGUUCCAUUUCACCGAAUUUAUUUUUUAGGUAACUCUUUAACUCUCAACUUAAGAUUACUCAACAAUUAUUCAUUGUGUUUAAUUAAAUAACUAAUAUUGAGCUGUCAUGGUCUUAAAAUAUAAAAUGUGCCCAAUUUAAAAUAUUGACGAUGAAAAUCAUUAAUUCAUCAAUUGAUAAUACUCAUAAUAAUAUUAUCCCAAAUCUGCAAAAUAAUUUGAUUUUUAUACUAUUUUUUUUUUUCAAAUAUUCCUAUUGUAAUGACGUGAAGUGUGAACUAUGAGAUUGUGAUGCGUGGUAGAUAACACCAGUGAUUUGAACGCAUUGAUAUUUGCAUAAAUGCAUAAUAAUCAUGAUUGUCAGAACUAAUAAAAACUCUUUUCUUCCACACCUC
Messenger RNA from Metopolophium dirhodum (rose-grain aphid), 2620 nucleotides. Its product is annotated as S-adenosylmethionine-dependent nucleotide dehydratase RSAD2-like. Bases 91 to 1152 code for a protein of 353 amino acids. The record is from RefSeq and is a predicted model, not a curated record. Gene Ontology annotation, cellular component: endoplasmic reticulum membrane; lipid droplet. Gene Ontology annotation, molecular function: 4 iron, 4 sulfur cluster binding; catalytic activity. Gene Ontology annotation, biological process: defense response to virus. The transcript has a single exon. Lineage: Eukaryota; Metazoa; Arthropoda; Insecta; Hemiptera; Aphididae.